CUCUGAAAGCCAAAAUAGAGCGGAAUACCGCUCGCUCUCUCCGCAGUAAUCAAAGGAGAAAGAGAAAUGCUAAUGGAGCUACAUUUGCCUCCAACAAAUUUAACAUUGUUGAAGGCCCCAGAUAUAAACCCUGAAAUUCUGAAGGCUAUACCUUCGAACACACAUAAGAAAGACAAGUUUCAACAGCAGAACCAGAGCCAGUUAGGAAAGGGCCUCGCUGCCCUAGGGGCUGGUAUCAACAUCCUCUUGAAGGAAGAGGAUAAUAAAGAAAACAAGAACACAGUUCUUGGCCUCCUUAGUGAGACAGGAAAUUUGUUGACAGAUGUUCACUACAAUAUGUCACUGACUAGGAGAGGCCUCAUUACACCUACGUUGAGUAAAACUGUCAAAGAGCUGACCAGUGCACCACCUAUUGAGAAGCUGUUAUUUGGAUCCAACCUGGGUGAGCGUAUAAAAACAGCAAAAGCUGUUGAGAGAUCAGUUGUAGGUCUCGAACCGAAAACAGAUACUGUAUUCAAAAUCCUAGUCAACUACCAAGUACAAGCUCAUCAGGUAGUGGUACAUAUAAGAGAGGUGAUUCUUUAA
Phaedon cochleariae (mustard beetle) is the source of this 585-nucleotide messenger RNA. NCBI's taxonomy places the organism in Eukaryota, Metazoa, Arthropoda, Insecta, Coleoptera, Chrysomelidae. The record is from the annotation of a GenBank genome assembly.